Molecule: messenger RNA, 411 nt
Organism: Adineta steineri
Lineage: Eukaryota; Metazoa; Rotifera; Eurotatoria; Adinetida; Adinetidae
Source: the annotation of a GenBank genome assembly
AUGCUUUAUCAUUUAUGGUUGAAAAAACCAUCAAAUUUUAAUUUUAAUGUUGGAGAAUAUAUUGAUAUUUAUUUACCAAAUAUUGCUGAACAAGAAUCAUAUUUAACUGUUACAACACCAUCAACAACUAAUUCACAAUCAAGAUAUCUUGAUAUUCAUCUUUAUUAUACAUCAAUACGUAAUAAUGAACAAACUAUGUUAGAAAAUCUUUCUUAUCAUCUUGUUGUUAAUAUGUAUGAAGAUAUGUAUACACAAUUAAGAACACCAACACAUGUUAGACGACCACCAUGGAAAUUAUUAUCCGCAAAAUUUAAAGUUAAAUAUCGAUCAACAAAUGUAUUUUUUUUUGGUAAUAGGCUUAUGACAGAUGAAAUUAAGAAACAUUGUAAUAAACAUACUUUUCGAUUUUAA